Capra hircus (goat) is the source of this 2113-nucleotide messenger RNA. It is a transcript of the gene GPR34, whose product is annotated as G protein-coupled receptor 34. Lineage: Eukaryota; Metazoa; Chordata; Mammalia; Artiodactyla; Bovidae. The record is from RefSeq and is a predicted model, not a curated record. The transcript is spliced from 4 exons. Gene Ontology annotation, cellular component: membrane. Bases 495 to 1604 code for a protein of 369 amino acids. Gene Ontology annotation, molecular function: G protein-coupled purinergic nucleotide receptor activity. Gene Ontology annotation, biological process: G protein-coupled receptor signaling pathway.
UUUAAUAUUUUCACAGGGAGUCUAAGGGUUGUCAUAUUGAAAAAAGAAAGGAGAAAAAUACACCUAUUACCACAUUCAAAUAUAUUAAAAAAGACAAACCCAACCAAUUGCACCACAACCGGAUGGAGGAACCCAGCUGACACACCAAGACAAGUCUGUGUGUAGGGAAGCUUGGGGAUCAGCUCCUUUUACUUCAGGAGAGCCUGAACUCAAUUAGUGCAAUUUUUAAAGCAUGGCCUGAAUGAUUCAGUGGAUAUCACGUCAAACUACAAAUGUGAAAGGCUGAUAGCACUGCCAAAUAGGUCAGCGGACUCUCCAAUCUGACUUUCUGGUGGCCAUUAUCACCUGUCUUGGUUUUGUUUGGUUACUUUGCUGUCCUGUGCAAAUGUUGCGAGUCUACCUAACCAGGAAACAUCUGAGGACAUAAAAACUACACUCAAGGAACAUGUCCUUUUAGCACCUUCAUUUUUUGAUCCCUACAGAAGAGAUUGACGAUGAUGACAACUUCAGUCAGCAGCUGGUCUUACUCCUCCAAAGGAGUGUACUUUAAUUAUAGCGUCCAAUCGCCACACAACUUCUCAGGAGCAUCAAAUUUUACUGCCUGCUCCAUGGAUGAAAAAUUACUCUCCAGUGUGUUAAUAACAUUCUACUCUGUUAUCUUCAUCAUGGGGCUGGUUGGAAACAUAAUUGCCCUCUAUGUAUUCCUGGGUAUCCACCGCAAAAGAAAUUCCAUUCAGAUUUACCUACUCAAUGUAGCCAUUGCAGACCUCUUACUUAUCUUCUGCCUCCCUUUCAGAAUAAUGUAUCACAUUAAUCAAAACAAGUGGACACUAGGUGUGAUUCUUUGCAAGGUUGUGGGAACACUAUUUUAUAUGAACAUGUAUAUUAGCAUUAUUUUGCUUGGAUUCAUCAGUUUGGAUCGUUACAUCAAAAUUAAUCGGUCUAUCCAACAACGGAAGGCAAUAACAACCAAGCAGAGUAUUUAUGUUUGCUGUAUAGUAUGGAUAGUUGCUCUUGCUGGAUUUUUAACUAUGAUUAUUUUAACCCUUAAGAAAGGAGGUCAUAAUUCCACGAUGUGCUUCCAUUACAGAGAUAAGCUCAAUGCAAAAGGAGAAGCAAUUUUUAACUAUGUUCUUGUGGUAAUGUUCUGGCUAAUUUUCCUACUAAUCAUCCUUUCAUAUAUUAAGAUUGGCAAGAAUCUAUUGAGGAUUUCUAAAAGGAGGUCAAAAUUUCCGAAUUCUGGUAAAUAUGCCACUACUGCCCGGAAUUCCUUCAUUGUGCUUAUCAUUUUUACUGUAUGUUUUGUUCCCUACCAUGCCUUCCGAUUUGUCUAUAUUUCUUCACAGCUAAAUGUGUCGUCUUGCUAUUGGAAGGAAAUCGUUCACAAAACCAAUGAGAUCAUGCUGGUUUUCUCAUCUUUUAACAGCUGUUUAGAUCCAGUCAUGUAUUUCCUGAUGUCCAGUAAUAUUCGCAAGAUAAUGUGCCAGCUUCUUUCUAGACGAUUUCAAGGGGAAGCGAGCAGGAGUGAAAGUACUUCAGAAUUUAAACCAGGAUACUCCCUACAUGAUACAUCUGCCGUGGCUAAAAUUCAGACUACUUCUUAAAGCGCUUAUGUUGAACGUAUGAAAAAGUGAUAAAAUGCAGCCUAAUUCCCUGAAGAACAAAAAAUCAUGAAACAAAGCUCAGGUCUUCCUGAAGUUCUUUGCUUAUCUGUGAUAUUUCAUUUGCUUAAUUGUAAUAUAUUUCAAGAGUAAGCUCACUGUCAUCAUUAGAGUACAUCUGUAUAUAAAAUCUUUUACAAAUAUAUUGUUAGGCUAAUGCUGUUAACAUAGAUUAUAAAAUUAACUGAAAUUUAUGGUUUUGACUAUAGAAUAAUGAAAGAAAAUGUCAUAGUUUCUCAAGUCACUAAAGUAAUUAUUCAAAAUCAAGUACCUAAUACUAAUUUAAAGUGUGUUUAACAGUUAACUGAUUUCAGGACUGACUUAGAACGUCAGAAAAUAUAUGUUCAUUGUCAUUUGAAAAGCUUGUAUAAUUUGCCACUGUAUUCAUUUAUGUCUAAGCCUAUCAACAGAUAAAAUGAUAAUUAAUAAAAUUCUAACAAAUCUGAAAUCAA